Penicillium odoratum is the source of this 1524-nucleotide messenger RNA. Its product is annotated as phosphotransferase family protein. The transcript has a single exon. The record is from RefSeq and is a predicted model, not a curated record. Bases 1 to 1524 code for a protein of 507 amino acids. NCBI's taxonomy places the organism in Eukaryota, Fungi, Ascomycota, Eurotiomycetes, Eurotiales, Aspergillaceae.
AUGCAACCACGCAUGCGCUACGAUGAUGCUGCUUGGGAGAAAAGCGAGGAAGUCGCCGAGAGCUGGGUCCGUCAGUUGAUCGACCCAGAAGUCUUAAGCCCGGUCGGCGAGUUUCUGGUUCAACACCAUAGACCCGACGAUCCUGAGGUUUUUACAGUCCUCCCAAUAGGCUCUUUCAAUGUGGCCUUUCGUAUGAAAUACAAAAAUGGCUCCGCUAUUAUACGUUUCCCACAGCCUGGGGCGGUGAUGUUUCCUGAAGAAAAGGUUCGUAAUGAAGUCGCCGUGAUGCGAUACAUUCGGGAGCGAACCUCAAUUCCAAUUCCGUUGGUUUUGCACUGGGGUACAAAAACAGGUUUUCCUCUAGAGUUUAGUCCGUUUAUCAUCAUGGACUAUAUCGAGCAUGAUACGUGUAUGUACGAUGUUCUCAACACGCCGGGAUGUCCGAAGCAAGAGCGGGGAAUUCUGGACCCAGAUAUCAAUGAGGAGAAGUUAGAGGCUCUUUAUGCAGAACUCGCGGGUGUUGUUCUUCAACUUUUCAGACCAUCUUUUCCAAGGAUUGGUUCUCUGGCACAGAUUGAUGAUUGUACCUGGGACAUAAUAUAUCGGCCUCUAUCAAUGCCUAUGAAUGAUCUUGUUCAAUUAGGAUCACUCCCGCAGUCAAAAUUACCACAGACGACAUUCGAGACGGCGUCCUCGUACUUUGAAGCCCUCGCAGAGCUCCACAUCGAACACCUAAUCAACCAGCGGAACGACGCCAUCCAUUCAGCCGAUGACUGUCGGCGAAAGUUUGUUGCGAGAUAUCUUUUCCGCAGACUCGCGCGAGGGCAUACCCUCACGAAAAAAUCGUCUGACAAGGGCCCGUUCAAACUCUGGUGCGACGACUUCCGCCCGGGCAACACCCUCAUGAACAACUUGAAGAUCGCCGGAGUCGUAGACUGGGAGUUCACAUAUGCCGCCCCGGUGGAAUUUUCCCAUGCACCGCCUUGGUGGCUUCUUAUCGAGAAACCUGAAUACUGGCCCCAAGGUCUUGACCACUGGUCUACUGAAUAUGAGCGACGAUUAGUGACGUUUCUUCGGGCGAUGAGGUCUCGCGAAGAUGAGGAACUCAAGGAGGCACCGGUUUGUGUGGGAAAAGAUCAGCGACUUUCUGAUUUUAUGCGAGAUAGCUGGGAGAGUGGAGAAUUUUGGAUUGUUUAUGCAGCGAGGAACAGCUUUGCUUUUGAUGCUAUAUUCUGGCAGAAAAUUGAUCAGCGAUUCUUUGGGACGACGACUAGUGUUGUUGAGGAUGUCUGGAAGGAGAGACUUGACUUGUUGGAACCCGAAGAGAAAGAGGAGAUGGAGAAAUAUGUGGCUUUGAAACUUGUAGAGCUGGAUACCAGGGUUCUUGCUUGGGACCCGGAUAAAUACACCUUAGAACUCUUGGAAACGAGAUUUGUGAGUAACGAGGAGGAUGAAAGUGAUCGAACUGAAGCAGACGAGAUUGAUGAUGUUGUGUCAGAUAAACUGGCGGAAUUGCUGGUUUAA